UCGAUCCCAUUCUUCGUCUUCUUCUCCUCUCGCGCUCUGUUUUCUUCUGUGUGUUUCAGAUCCAGAGAUUGAAAAUAACAAGAAAGCCACUCUUUCUGUCUUCUGGGUUUAGUGUAAAAUUAGCAGUAGAUGAGGCUUUUGCAGCUGGCCUUUCUCGUUGCUUUAGCAUCUGGGUUCAUUGCCAUUGUCAUCUACAUCACCGGAGUUUCUAACCUCUAUGAAAGAAAUUCUCUUUCAGAUGAAGAUUUGGGAGCGUUGCAAACUCUGCUAAGCGGUUUCCAGAAGUGUGUUAAUGCAAAUGGAUUAGGUUUGCAAGCUAUCAGUGGUGACGAUUAUUGUAAAGUCACAUUGAGAUUUCCUAGGGACACCAUUCCAAAAUGGAAAGAUCCCAAAACAGGUGAACUUGAAGGUUUAACUUUUGAUUUUAAUCUUUGUGAAGCUGUGGCUACAUGGGAACAGGUGCGUAAUAGUACCACAGUACUUACUAGGGAGUUCAUUGAUGCUUUACCAAAUGGAUGGGAGGAUUAUGCGUGGCGUAGAAUCAAUAAAGGAAUACUUUUGAACAACUGCAUGAAUAAAACCUUGUGCAUGGAGAAACUUUCACUGGUGCUACCUGAAACACCUCCAUACUUUCCAAGGCAGUUUGGCCGUUGUGCUGUAAUUGGAAACUCGGGAGAUCUUUUAAAAACAAAGUUUGGGAAGGAGAUAGAUAGUUAUGAUGUUGUUUUGAGAGAAAAUGGUGCACCAAUUGAGAACUAUACAGACCACGUGGGUAAGAAAAGUACAUUUCGUCUUCUUAACAGGGGAUCUGCCAAAGCUCUUGAUAAAGUUGUAGAAUUAGAUGAAUCCAGAAAGGAGGUUUUGAUCAUCAAAACCACUAUUCAUGACAUUAUGAACAAGAUGAUUAAGGAAAUUCCAAUAAAAAAUCCUGUAUAUCUCAUGCUAGGUGCCUCCUUUGGUUCUGCUGCGAAAGGAACAGGCCUCAAGGCUCUUGAAUUUGCUCUUUCCGUAUGUGACUCUGUAGAUAUGUAUGGUUUUACAGUGGAUCCAGGAUAUAAGGAAUGGACCAGAUAUUUCUCUGAAUCUCGACAAGGUCAUACUCCUUUGCAUGGUAGAGCAUACUAUCAGAUGAUGGAGUGUUUGGGUCUUAUAAAAAUUCACUCUCCCAUGCGAGCUGAUCCAAACCGUGUUGUGAAAUGGGUACCAGACAGUGCUACAGUUCGAGCUGCUAGCAUUGCAGCAGAGAAAUUGCUAAGGAGGGUUGGAGCAGGAUCUGGGGAUCCAUUGCGUGCAUGUUCAAUUGUAAAGAAGCAAGUUAAAAGAAAAUCAAUGCCAAGCCUUAGAAAGGCUGCAACUAACCAUCAGAAAUAUGUGAGAGGCACAACCAUGUACCCUUUGGAGCAUAACCCCGGACACGGUUUGCUCUGCACCGUGCCAGCAAGUUAAAUCUCAAUUUACUGGAUUCCACAUUUUUGCACAGAGCAAGCGAAUAGGAUGUGUAAACUGAUUUACUUGGUCAAUAAAUGUCACAAUUAGCUAAUGGAUGAAAAACAGCAGAAGCUGCUCCAACAUACACACAAGAGAUUGUCAACAACUCACCGAUUAAACGUAAAGAUUUUUUUUCAGUGGUCGUUUGUUUCUUCAUAUCCCCUUCAUUUGUAGUAGUUAUUCAAACUGUACGGCUGAGGUUUGAAAAUUUUAUUUCUGUUGUACUCUUCAUUUUUUACUUUAGCAGUGUCCAACAAGAGUUUAUUCAAGAUUUAUGUUAAAUUUCUGAUCUUCAAUUUCUUUCUAGCUGACUUUAACUGCUUAUUCUAAUGGAAAAGCAAUUCAAUUACUUC
Messenger RNA from Ziziphus jujuba (common jujube), 1841 nucleotides. Its product is annotated as sialyltransferase-like protein 2. Lineage: Eukaryota; Viridiplantae; Streptophyta; Magnoliopsida; Rosales; Rhamnaceae. Gene Ontology annotation, molecular function: sialyltransferase activity. The record is from RefSeq and is a predicted model, not a curated record. The transcript has 12 exons. Bases 130 to 1446 code for a protein of 438 amino acids.